Molecule: messenger RNA, 1146 nt
Organism: Danaus chrysippus (African queen)
Lineage: Eukaryota; Metazoa; Arthropoda; Insecta; Lepidoptera; Nymphalidae
Source: the annotation of a GenBank genome assembly
AUGCAAUUCCUUUUAAACAGGGAUUUAUUAAAAGAUUGCGAGAAUGCUGACACAAUAAGUAUAGAUACGUUAGCUCUUGAAGAAGUUUUAAAUGAGGAAAGGGCAAAAGAAAUUUCUGAGUUACAUACUUUAAGUGAAAAAGUCUCCUACCUUCACACUAGUUUAAUUUACUACAGAAAUGCUAAAUCAAAAAUGGGUGCUACAUGUUACGAAGCUUGGAAAACCCUUGUUAAAAAGGUCGGAGGAUCACCUAAUACUUGGAAGGAACUCGGAUAUGCUCUGGGUAUUAAACAGGAAGAUUUAGAUUACAUAACAAAUUCUAUUAAGGAAGAUCCAGCAGAUAUAGUAAUUAAAGUUUUCAUACAAAAUGAAACGGCAACUUUAGAUAAAAUAAUUGAUGCUUUUGUGAAAAUGAAGAGGUAUGAUAUAUUAAAAGCUUUAGAAGAACCAUUUUGUAAUUUAGCACAAUGUUUUAAUAAUGAAGAUAGUGGUUAUCACAGUACCAGUAAGACAGUGGGUACUAAAGAAAUUGUGAGCUUUAAAAAUUAUAAGAACGACUUGCCACCAGCUUUAAAUAUAAAUUUUGUUACAAAAGAUAGUGAUAGAAAUCCUAAUCAGCCAUCAUUGAGGCCUUCUAAGAAGACUGAAAACAAAAAAGUUGAUAAUGACUGUCCUAUAUUAUUUUUAACGUAUACCGAAGAUGGUUUAGACACUGCUCUUAAUAUUCAUCAGUAUGUUAAUAACUGGGAUUCUCCUAAAGUAGAAGUCUUAACACUUAGUGGCAGAAGGGAGGAUGUGUAUCCAAAUCCAGAGAAAUUUAUUAGGGAAUAUUUUGAAAAGGCUGACUUCAUAGUGCCAAUUAUAACUACGGGUUAUCUCGAAAGAAUUAAAUCCCACUCUCCUCAAGUUCCCAGUACAAAUGAUAAUUUAGAUUUCAAAUAUGUUAAUUUUAUAUACAAUUUAAUAAUAAGUCAUUACAUCCAUGCAACGGGAUGUCUGAAUGAAAAAGUUAGGAGUGUGUUGCCUUCAAAUGCAGAUGUAGAUGUUUUAAGAGAAAUCACAAUGUACCCUGACUUGUUACCGUGGACAUAUGAAACAAGUUUUGAUGAUAACUUCAAAGCAUUUUUAAAAAAAGAUGAUGAAUAA